Chara braunii is the source of this 2511-nucleotide messenger RNA. NCBI's taxonomy places the organism in Eukaryota, Viridiplantae, Streptophyta, Charophyceae, Charales, Characeae. The record is from the annotation of a GenBank genome assembly.
GCGCAGGACGAUCAAUCUUCAACGGGAUUGGAACCCGCGUCGCACCGUUUGGUUCCUAUGGGAGCGAUCCCUUCGAUGUCCACUUGCGAUGUCGAGAAUCAGGAGCAGGACGAUCAAUCUUCAAAGGGAUUGGAACCCGAGUCUCACCGUUCGCUUCCUAUGGGAGCGAUGACCCCUUCGAUGUCCACUGGCGAUGUCGAGAAUCAGGAGCAUCUGCAAGCUGAUUUGGUGGAGGCUCAUCCCUCCUCGGACGGGGAUUUGUUGGUGGUCGAGGCACGUGCACGUUUCUGCUCUGAAGUUAUGGGUCUUAAGCACCUGGAGGUUCAUGUACGAACGUGUAAUUACCGUCCCGUCGAGUGUUCCUUCAAGAAAGAUGGAUGCAAAGCUAUUGUUCAGUCUCUCUAUCUGGAGCUUCACGAGAUAUCUUGCCUCUUCAAUGUCAGUACACCUUUGUGUGACACGUGUGGCUUUCGUAUAGGCGCCAUUGACUCCAUGGGCAACCACCUUGCAAACAAUUGCCUUCGACCUUGUCCGUACAAGACGUCCGGCUGUCGAAGUCGGAUGGACUCUGGUGAUCUGGAUGAGCACGUCGCCACGUGUCCUUUCAGCAAAGUCGUUCCUCCUCCGGUUCUUGAUGAUCUCGGAGCGAGGCCAGAAUCUGACCCUGAUGCGACGGCUCCGUACAAUGCAUCUGGCUGUCCAAGUAGGAUCACAGAUUGUCGUGGUAAUCACGAUGAUCACGUGGCCACGUGUCCUUCUGGAGGAGAAGUCGCCACGUGUCCUUCUGGAGGAGAAGUCGUUCCUCCCCCGGUUCUUGAUGAUGAUGUCGGAGGGGCGCCAGAAUCUGAUGACGGGACCGGGACUGAUUCCACUCUGUCCCAAGGGGACGAGCCCGUUCAAAAACCGUCGGGAUCUCCUCUUCCUCGUAACUUGUCCACCCCGAUCCGGACAGACAAGGUUUUUGAUGAUCAUGUCACUAAAACGUUCACUCCGAAAGUCGUAGAGAGGAUUGUGAAGGGAGCUGGAGGCGAUGGGGGAGAUGGUGACGACGAUGGCGAUGGUGACAGGAAGGGGAAGAAGAAGAUUGGGGAUCCUAAAGAAAAACUUCCUCAGGAAUCCGGGCAGGUUAGCAAGAUUAAGCUUAAACUGCCCUGGACCUAUAAUGGGAAAAAGGAAGAGAGUGUCUUACAUUGGGCAGCCGCAAUUGAAACCUACGUGUACGGACAGCGUAUCCCAUAUUGGGACAGAGUAUUGAUGGCGACAUCAUGCAUGGGAGGCGACGCCAUGAGCUUUGCCAUCUCGCUGCAAAAGGAAGCGGGAUGCAGCUCUAUGGUAGAGUAUUUGCAGCAAACGCGAAUCGACGACUUCCUUAAGUUAAUAAGAGAAAGAUUCGAAGACAAAAAUCUAGCAAGACGUACAGAAAUGUUAAUUCUCAGCCUUCCUGACAGGAAAUGGAAAAGCACUUCUGCAUUAAAGGUCACAAUGGAUGAAUUGUUGCAAUGUCCUGAUCAUGGAUUAACGCCAGCCCAAAUUUUGAAUAGCUUUGCAAGAGCACUUCCGGAUCCCUUAAGAACACAGCUCUAUCCCCGAACCAAGGAAGAUGGGAUGACCUAUGAGAAGUUCGGCAAGAUCGCCAUAGAUCAUGCCGGCUUCCUCGCCGAGGCGAAUUAUUGCCACUUCUGGAAGGAUCUGCAAGUGGGAAAAAGAUGGCAAAACCGCACUAUCUCAGGGUCUAUACCUGGGAAAGAUAGUCUCCUUCUAACCUUUGAAGAAGGAGGCGCCGAGACCAUCUCCUGGGAUCAGGUUGACUAUGGUGUCGAUGAACCCAACAGACCGGUAGCUCAGGAGGGGAGUUACGCGGCUAUUGCAAACCGCGGGGGAGGGCGUCAAGGAAGAGGGCGUGGCCGAGGAAGAGGUCGCGGUCGUGGUGGAAGAGGAUUCGGCACCCAGAGGGGUGGUGGCGAAGGUAGCCACUACGUGGGAGGAAGGGGAAAUGAUCCCUCAUACGGUGGUCGUGGUUCUUACUCCACCUGGGGUAGAGGAAGAGGCUCAUGGUACAACAAGUGGGAUAAACCGUACCCACCUCAUCCAGGCCUACCCGAAGGGGAGCCUUGGAAGGAGCUUGGCAUAAUAGAAAAAGUAUGGACCGAAAGAAAGAAGGCAGACCAAUGCCUCAAAUGUGGGGACCCCGACCACAUUGUCCCCUAUUGCCCUGACUAUAGGGGGGCAAAAGGGAACAGCCAGUAGAGGUGCCAGUUGCCUCUACAGGGGCUUCGAGUGUUGAAAAAUCAGAAUCCUCCCACUCGAAGGCCCCAAUGGCAGAAACUGAAGAGGAAGAAAGUCCCCAUCUAGUGCACUGUCCAGAGGUGGCAAAGGUAUGCAUCUCUCUAGAUGGAUCCCUCGCUGGCGUGGGUGAUGAGUUGGCCGCUCGUCGCCAGGCCUGGACUGAAAUGCGUAAAAAGAAAGGACAGCUAAUAAUUGCAGAUCUAGAGAUAAAUCGGAUAAGAGUAG